Clavispora lusitaniae ATCC 42720 is the source of this 1005-nucleotide messenger RNA. RefSeq names its product NAD dependent epimerase/dehydratase family protein. The record is from RefSeq and is a predicted model, not a curated record. Gene Ontology annotation, molecular function: oxidoreductase activity, acting on the CH-OH group of donors, NAD or NADP as acceptor. NCBI's taxonomy places the organism in Eukaryota, Fungi, Ascomycota, Pichiomycetes, Serinales, Metschnikowiaceae.
AUGCCUCAAGUUUUCCUUUCAGGCGCCAAUGGCUUCAUAGCAGCCCAGAUAGCGAAACAUCUCAUUGAAAAGGGCUACGAGGUGAUUGGAAGUGUACGGACGGCGGAGAAAGGCGAGAAGUUAAAACGCCAAUUUGGUGUGAACUUCUCCUAUGAAGUCGUUCCUUCUUUUGUUGUGGAUGGUGCUUUUGACGAGGCCUUGAAAAAGCAUCCGGGCGUAAUUGCAUUUUUCCAUGCUGCGUCCCCUGUCGUCCAAGCAUCAAAGGACCCUGAAAAUGAUGUUCUCUUGCCUGCAAUUCAGGGAACGCAAAAUGCGUUGAAGGCGGCGCAAAAGUACGGGCCGAACAUCAGAAAGUUCAUAUAUACGUCGUCUGUCGCAUCUAUGUACUUCUUGAAAGAGAAGACAUACGUCACCGAAAAACUGUGGAACCACAUAACGUACGAAGCGGCGAAAACAGAACCAGGUUGUUUAUACCAGGGUUCCAAAACUUUUGCUGAAAGAGGCGCUUGGAAAUUCAUGGAAACCGAAAAGCCUCCCUUCACAUUCACUACAGUCAACCCAGUGUAUGUCUUUGGUCCCUUAGCUUUUGAUGAAGAUGCAGCAGGGGAUACUUUUACGUCAACUUCCGCCUUCAUUCCCGACGUUCUUAAAACUAGAAAGGGCGAGAAAUUGUUUGACGCAAAAGGAGCGGCCGUUGACGUUAGAGAUGUGGCGAAGUUACACAUUGCUGCAUUAGAAAACGACAAUCUUGCUGGAAAAAGAUUGCUCGCAUAUGCUGGCUAUUGGGACACUCAAAUUAUUUUGGAGUUUAUUCAAAAGAACUACCCAGAGCUUGCAAAGGAUUUGCCAGAAGGAACUCCCGGAAGCAGCGAAGAGGCCAAGAAGACUGCGCUGACAAUUGACAAUUCUGAAACAACAAGAUUGACUGGAAUCGAAUGGAUACCGGUUGAAAAGUCGUUCAAAGACACCAUUGAUCAGAUCCUUAGAGCCAGGGCCAGAAAAUAA